Molecule: messenger RNA, 417 nt
Organism: Penicillium griseofulvum
Lineage: Eukaryota; Fungi; Ascomycota; Eurotiomycetes; Eurotiales; Aspergillaceae
Gene: ccpA
Product: protein ccpA
Exons: 2
Coding region: 1-417 (138 amino acids)
Source: RefSeq, a predicted model, not a curated record
AUGCACUUCUCUAAGUCCCUUGCCACCGCGGCCACCUUGGCCAUGACCGUUUAUGCCGGUUUCCCCGUUGCCAGGGUCAGUCUUCUGUCCUGGGAGGGAUGCAGCGUUGGCCAUCCUACACUCGGCGAGCCCAAGUACACUGUUGAAGCAAGCGUCAAUCCUGUGACUUGCGACAGGGCCCCCGUCAACCGUGACUGGACCAUUGACAACUUUUCUCUCAAUGUCCACAUGGCCACCAAGGAUACUGCCUUCUGCUACGGCCUGACCGUCUGGAACAAUGAGAACUGCUCUGGCAGGCCUGUGCACUUCCAGCCUUUCCAGUACAGCUACAACCCCUUGAUUGAGGGCCAGUGUCUCCCUGACAUCCUCAGCCCUGGUUUUGUCUCCUUCAAGCUGGCUUGCGAGGGGUUCCCCUAG